CAGCAGGCGGGGCGACCCUCUAACGUCCUCGCUCGCUCCCUCGUGGCAACUGGUUUCGAGGCCCAACGCUGAUCGCUUAGUCCUCAUUCUUCUGUCAGUCUGGAUCAGCGCAUGCGUCCCACUUCUUGCCUGACCGAAAGCCGGUCGAAGGGCGACGCCUUGAGGUUAAACCGAGGAGGUGCGGGAGGCGGGCCCGCGCCGGCGCAGUAUUCUUGGAGAAGCCGGGGUUCUUGGCGGCCGAAACAGGUACCAUGGCGGAGGGGCAGGUGAUCGGCGACUUGUCUUCGGCCUCUGACAGUAAAUCAGAUAAAAUCUCCAAGGUCGCCGCAGAGUCCCUAGACUCCGGGGACUACGACAGCAACUGCUUGUUCUGUCGGAUUGCCAGGCAGCAGGAGACCAGCACCGAACUCCUGCCCUGUGAGAAUGAAGACUUUGUUUGCUUCAAAGAUAUAAAACCAGCAGCACCUCAUCAUUAUCUUGUAGUGCCAAAGAAGCAUAUUAGAAAUUGCAAUGAUCUAAAGAGAGAACAAAUAGAAUUGGUGGAAAACAUGGUAACUGUUGGAAAGACCAUUCUUAAAAAUAACAAUUUCACUGACUUUUCAAAUAUGAGRAUGGGUUUCCAUGUGCCACCAUUCUGUUCCAUUUCCCACUUGCACCUUCAUGUUCUGGCACCAGUCAGUCAGUUGGGCUUCUUAUCCAAGUUGGUUUAUAGAAUAAAUUCCUAUUGGUUUAUCACAGUAAGUGUUAUUGUAUCAAGAAUAUGCAAACAUAUUUAA
Messenger RNA from Urocitellus parryii (Arctic ground squirrel), 776 nucleotides. NCBI's taxonomy places the organism in Eukaryota, Metazoa, Chordata, Mammalia, Rodentia, Sciuridae. The record is from RefSeq and is a predicted model, not a curated record.